Molecule: messenger RNA, 1773 nt
Organism: Orbicella faveolata
Lineage: Eukaryota; Metazoa; Cnidaria; Anthozoa; Scleractinia; Merulinidae
Product: epsilon-sarcoglycan-like
Cellular component (GO): sarcoglycan complex; membrane
Molecular function (GO): calcium ion binding
Source: RefSeq, a predicted model, not a curated record
CAUAAAGCGUCGCCAGUUGCCACAAAUUCCAAAACAGCUUGAAAUGGAAUUGAAAUAUGCAGGUUAUUCAUCUGUAUGAUAUUUUUCACCCUUAAAAGCUUGAAGUACGGAACGCCUUGUUUAUAUUUGGCACUCUAGGCGACUCUCGUGGUCAUCGAAACGUUCUGGAGCCGACAGAAGCUUCACAGAUCGAAGAGAAGAUUCUCGAAGACGCUGUUCUGGUUAGGAAACGAUGAAUCUCAAACAAGCUAGCUGUCUUGGUUUCCUUUUCAUGUGCUUGCAUCUGUGUAGAGCAGUCAAUAUCACAACAGAUGCCACACUUGGAAUAUUUUUUCAGAAAGAAAUCCUUGCCUCUGAUUUCAUCUCAGAUCCUUCUGAUCCAGUUAGAUUUAUAGCUUCAAAAUCAGGUUCCCCAGACCUUCCCCCCUGGUUACGUUUUGAACAAAAAGAUCCAACGGAUAGAGCCUUUAUUUAUGGCACUCCUGGGCGUGAAGUAUCCAGUCAGAUUGUGUUGGAGGUAAGAAAAGAGUUGUAUGUUUAUAUAGCUGUUGGCGGAGAAUCUUACUACACAGUCCUUGCAUCAGAAUACAGGGGAUGUGCUGGUUUACGGGAUUCAUCAAACCAACAAUUGGAACCACCCUAUGAUAUUAACUGGUGUGAAUUUACCUUGAUGGAUAAGAGUAAAAAACCCAUUGUUGUCAGCAAUGCAACUAAACAAGGGCUCACUGGAGAGGGAUUUGAUGAAUCAACAUACAUCGCACCAGUGUAUGAUUCUUCUGUCAGGGACUUUGGAAAUGACUUCCUCCUUAUACUGAUCCUGCCACUUAUCGUCGUUAUUAUCAUUGCAAUCAUUCUGGCCAUCAUCAUGUUUUGUUUUCGUGAAGGAAGGCCAAAGAGGGAUGCAGAGACUGCAAGGCAGCAGCUGUCACACCAUGACUCCAUAUUACGGGCAACUUUCCGACUUCGUCAGCUGUCACAUCAGAAUGGAGAUACUACUCAUGAUGGCCCAGCCCAUCAUCCUGAGCCUAAAGAAACUUCCACACCCUAUAAGCAGAAUCCUUCCCCAAGUCAGCAGGAAUAUGAACCCGAACCCCCCCUGGGAGCACCCCCUCCAUACCGACUGCCUCCUCAACCUGGUGUGAAUGUGUCAUCACCUCACGGAAACAACCAAUAUUACCCAGGCUCUGCUCAAGGGACACCAAGGCAUGACCGACCACCUCCAUUCAUGAGCAGUGGCAGUGUGCACUGAUUUUGUCAAGAAUGGGAUUAUUUUUUUAAAGUUUAAUAUUCGAUGUACACAUAAGAGUAUUGGUUCUGUAGCUAGAAGGUAGUAAUUUUAACUUGGCACCUCAGAAGCUCAGAAGCCUUUCUCCAACACAGUCCAGGGGUAGAUUUAUUCUGUUACUAGCAGCAUGGAAAGAAAGUCCUUCCUGGUAGCCAGGGUUAGUGGAUUUUGGAGGGGGGCUAGUGGAUUCUAAGUGCAGUUUUUUGGGCAAGUUUGUUGCCAUAAUUUUUUACAGUCAUUGCUGGAUGAAGUGGCUUUUUGGAGAAGUACAUUACUGGUAGUUGCUCACUCUUUCAAGUGGUAUACCAUGGAAUAACCCACAAGUCACUUGUAUUGGUAUGCACAUGACCUUAGGCAAGUGUAUAUACCAAGCAAACACAAAUGGGAUAUGUAUGGCUUAUUGACCAGGCUCGUUCAGUCAAGAUGGCUGGAUGUUGGCCAAGUUCUUUUUUUGCGUGUUUAUAAACUCAAGAUGGAGUCGAGGUCCA